Brachypodium distachyon (stiff brome) is the source of this 1128-nucleotide messenger RNA. RefSeq lists its product as uncharacterized. Gene Ontology annotation, molecular function: methyltransferase activity. The transcript has 7 exons. Lineage: Eukaryota; Viridiplantae; Streptophyta; Magnoliopsida; Poales; Poaceae. The record is from RefSeq and is a predicted model, not a curated record. Bases 243 to 941 code for a protein of 232 amino acids.
UCGAUUUGUUCCUGGUUGCUUCUUCCUGUUUGACCUGGAGCUCGCAGUCGCACCUCUUUUGCUUAGCGUUCUACUUGUGAUCCUGGAGGAUUUGGCCCAACUAUGAAGUUUGUCUUGUAGGAAUGUAUCACAGCUGGUGUGAGGGGUUUUCUACUUACCAAAGGACAUAUGACCUGAUACAUGCCAACGAUGUCUUCCGUUUAUACUAGAACGAGUGCAAGUUCGAAGAUAUACUCCUUGAAAUGGACCGGAUCUUAUGCCCAGAGGGCGCAGUUAUAAUCCGUGACAAGGUUGAUGCUCUUGUAAAGGUGGAGAAAAUAGCCAACGCCAUGAGAUGGAAAACAAGAUUGGCCAACCAUGAGGGUGGGCCUCGUGUGCCUGAGAAGAUGCUCGUUGCAGUUAGAAGGAAUUGCUCCUUCAACCAGGGAAGGAGAAGGAUGGGAGGCUGGACACGGCGAUCUGAUAGGAAGAAUAGCAUGCUGAUGACUGUUUAUGUCUCUGAUAUUGAUCAACAAGUUCCUUGGUCUCGUACUAUUUUAUGCCAAAUUUCCUUGAAAGCUUUGAAAUGUAAAAAAGUAGUCGAAGACACGCUUGUUCUAGGGAUUUGGUGGCCGAGAGACCACCACUGGCUGACCCAAGUGGUUGAGGUCCCGUGUUUGUUUCUUUUUGAAGGUACUGAUUUCCUCAUGGCGGGCCAGCACACCGCUGCCUGCAGAGCACUUACCAGGAGGAAAAAGGCAUGGUGGGCGAAUGCCAUGGGCAACAUCCACAUGCACUGCUGGCAGAUUGAUGAAUACAUUAUAUUCUGGCAUUACCAUGUCAUUUACACGAAAGGCCCUAAAACUGAGGGCGAUUGCAAUGUUUUUCUUUUCACUUUUACGUUGUUGAUGGCUGAAGUUUUGAAGCUAUACAUCAGUAGAAGAAUCUUGGCACAAAUUUGAGCGUUGUUGUAUCAUUUGUUUUUAAACUGCUGUCACAAGAAGCUGUUUAAAAUGUGUCGGUUGAAACCUGCAAACUAUUGUGGUGAUAGUGAAAAAGUUGGUAUAUGUUCUACACAAAUACGACACGACCUUUAAUCAUGUCGUGUUGAGAUCUAGAAGAAAUCAGGAGUGCACUGAUCCAGAAUUA